CUUCCGGUAGAAAGCUAAGAGAGUAGUUAUUAUUUGUGAUAAUCAAAACUUGAUAAUCAUUAAAUUCUUCUUAAUGAAAAUCAUAUACGAGAAAUAAUAGUUUAUAUAGUUUAUAUGAUUUUAAAGGCAACACUUCGUGAAGAUAGAUUUUAGAUUAAUAAAUCUGAUGAAAGUAAAAUAAUGAAAACAAGUAAAUAACUUCUCCCAAAGGAAUGGCUGACAGGGAAACAAAUAACACAACUGCAUCGGAGAAAGUGGCAUUUAACAAUAUGACAGGUUAUUUGCCAACUCACAAUGGUGUGAAGAUAGACCAUAAUAAAUGCAGAUAUCCACACUGUAUUGUUUGGACACCAAUCCCUUGCUUGACGUGGCUGUUUCCAUUUAUUGGACAUAUGGGAAUUGCUACGUCAGCAGGAGUCAUAAGGGACUUCGCAGGACCAUACUAUGUUUCGGAAGAUGACAUGGCGUUUGGCAGACCAACAAAGUAUUGGCAGCUGGAUCUACUUAAUGUUCCUAAGGGCAAGGAGAAGUGGGACAAAUCUGUAGCUGAAGCAUCGGAGGAAUACAAACACCGAAUGCAUAAUCUGUGCUGUGACAAUUGUCACUCUCACGUUGCCAUGGCUUUGAACUUAAUGAACUACAAUAAUAAGUCCAGCUACAACAUGGUGGUUCUGUGUUUUCUGAUGUUGAUAUAUGGAAAAUAUGUCAGUUUCUGUGGAUUCCUGAAGACAUGGCUGCCCUUCCUAAUCAUGGCAUCUGUAAUAACCAUUGUGAGUGUACUCUCUACACAUAUGUGAGAAGGAGAUGGACUCUGUGAAUUGUGAUAGUAAUGUUUUCAUUUUCCCCUUGUAUAUUUCAUUGCUCUUAAGUUGUUUUGUGAAAAAGACGAAGAAAUCCAUUUUCUUCACCCUACUUUGGCGGUAAAUCUAGGAGUUGUAUAAUUUGUAGAUGUCAUAGUCAUUGUUUAAGGCUGAUGAACCACCAGAAAGAAUCAAUAAGGCAAGAAUGAUGUAACAAUUCCACACUUCUAGAUAUAUUUUUUUAUUUUAAUUAUUACCUUGCUGACUUCUUCAAUGUUUCAGUAAGACAUUCCAUACAUAUCUAAAAUAUUAAAGUAUGUGUUCAUUCAGAUCUAUAGUAUAUUUCAUUAUGUAACUUACAUAGUUAUGCCCCUAACUUACAUAGUUAUGCCCCCACGACUUAAGUGGAAGCCAUAUUGUUUUUCUCCUGUUUUGGGUUGUUUUUAACAUAACGGUUUGAUUUGUUGAAAGCAUUAAGUACCUACAAUUUUUUCCAACAAUUCAUUGUAAAUGUAUAUAGAUUUGAAAAUUCGCAUGACUCCCAGGUUUUUUUUAUCUUCUACAAAUUGAAAUUUUAACAUGCAAAUGUAUGGUGAGUUAUGGAGGUGAGUAAGUCCUCAGCGGUCCAACAAAACACAGGGCAAUAUCUUUUUUUCAUUCGUCAUAUAAUUUUCACACAUGUACUAGAACAAAUAUACAGACAAUUAAAAUAAUUAUAUGUUUAUCAGAUUUGUCGUAUUGUGGAGAAAUGGAAGUCUUACCCAAGACUGAUUAUUUUUACUUUUUUUUUGGGGGGGGGGUCUAUUUUUCAUGUUUACGUUAAUGAUUUUUAAAACACAUUUUAAGGUUUGUGUGAUGUCAUCCUGAAAUACUGUAUAUUUACAUAAUUUAGCGGGGUUUCAUAUUUUAGCGCUUAUAGCACUGUCAUGUUGACUGGGCGGUAUACGCCCACCCAGUAAAUCAUGAUAGCAGUACUAAACCAAGAGCCGCGACUUAUAGUUUACGCUAAGAUAUGAUACCCUCUGUUUAUGCACCAAGCAGUGCAUCAGUUUCAGUCACGCAAAUUUUUUGAUACGCGAACACAAAUACACAUACCGUAUAUCACUUUAAUGUGAGCACGAACACGAGUGCAUUAUUUUUUGCUGUUGUAUAUAAAAUUGUUAUUUAGCUAUGUUGAUAGUAGGCCUACAUUGAAUUGACAAAUACUGUGAUUGAAUACGUUUUAUUUAUAUUUGAAUAUUUCAUACUAGUAUCUACUUUGAAGAAAGCUUGUACAAAAUCCAUAAACAGGAGUAAGCUACAAAGCUAUUAAUAUUGUAUGUUUAUUGUUUAGAUAUACGUUAGCAUUGAUCAGGAUUUAUUUGUCCAGUAUGAAUUGAAGUUAUAUAAAUAUUGAUAACGAAAUGCCUGUUAGCUCUAAAAUGUGGAAGUAAAGUUUCUUCUGUUGAAAAAAACUGAAAUUACGAAA
This is a messenger RNA of Ostrea edulis (European flat oyster), 2268 nucleotides long. RefSeq names its product transmembrane protein 222-like. The record is from RefSeq and is a predicted model, not a curated record. Bases 213 to 797 code for a protein of 194 amino acids. The transcript is spliced from 6 exons. Lineage: Eukaryota; Metazoa; Mollusca; Bivalvia; Ostreida; Ostreidae.